Messenger RNA from Schistosoma intercalatum, 1787 nucleotides. Lineage: Eukaryota; Metazoa; Platyhelminthes; Trematoda; Strigeidida; Schistosomatidae. The record is from the annotation of a GenBank genome assembly.
AUGGGUUGCCACGUUUCAGCUGAUAGUUCUAAUAGUUUUACGUGGGACGACUAUCUUAAGAAAACAAACGGUCGCCCGGCGAAGUUGGAGUGCUUCAAACAGUCUCUUGUUCCUCCACCAAACUAUUUCGAGGUGAAUACCAUUCUAGAAGCGGAGGAUCAACGUAGCGCAGCUCUUGUUCUCAAUCCAUAUUCAAACGACCUAAUAAAAGCACGUUAUGCUAAUAAUUCUACUAUUAGUAAUCAACAGCUGUUGGAGACCCCAUAUAGAAGGUCCAGUCUGAAUCCUCACUCCAGUGGAAGUGUCCGACGCUUCAGAGCAGCUUCAUUCAGUUUAGCUCGAGUGAUAGAAACGUGUGGUCCACGUUUGAGAAUACGUCUGGUUGGAACAGAUGAUCGUAAUGAUUAUUGGUUCUUAGUUGAUUCUGAUCAAAUCAGACCUUAUCCUUCUGGAAGUCCACUACAACCACCCUUUGGCUAUAUGCAUAAUCAUCUUGUGUGGAAUCGUACUCUUAAGAAAGCAACUGAAGGAACGCGUUUUGCAGAUCCUUCGUGGUUCAUUUCACAACCACCAGAUCCAGAGGAUAACUACUUCCAAGUGAAUGACAAGUUAGAGGCAGUAGAUCGUAGAAAUACUCAGCUGAUAUGUCCUGCAUCUGUAGGCGCAGUGAAUGGCCACCAUAUUUUGAUAAAUUUUGAUGGUUGGUCAGGAGCUUUUGACUAUUGGGCUCGUUUCGAUAGUCGUGAACUAUUUCCUGUCGGUUGGUGUAAGUCAGCCAACUACCCUCUUCAGCCACCUGGACCAAACGUUAUACGCUCUCCAAUUAUUCAUUCAACCCCUAGUUUCUUGUAUGCUCAUAAUUCUGUUUCCCAAGCUUCCAGCAUCUCACCAAAAUAUCUAUCUAAAGUACUUACUAACAGUUGCAGUCGUAUCACAAAGACAGAUAAAACGUCCUCAUGUCCUCGUAAAAAGUUGGGACUUUCAAGAAGAAUUAAAUCGCAUACAAAUUUAAUUAGGAGUAAUUUGCAUGACGAAUCAGAAAGCUCAACACCUUUCAGGAAUCCUUGUGAGCUGUCAGCAAAACAACCUCUAAGUAUAAGGAGUUCAUUUUCUCCAGUUUUAUCAAUGCCAAAUCAUAAUAGCGUUGCUUCCGACCAUAUGGACGUCAAUAAAAAUGAACGUGUUGAUUUGUUUGUGGAACCUAAUUCCCUAAAUACUUCACAAGUUGAUUCUUCCAUUCGGUCCUUGACAUCACCACCCAUUGUCCCUCCUGUCCUAGAAGAUGCAAAUGAUUCUUUAAACACGUUUUACUCUUCGUCUCCCCCUGAACAUCCUCCACGAAUCGAAGCUUCUGAAUUUGUUAGUGAUUCUGCGAACGGACGUUCACGACGUUUCAGUGGCCCUUCCGAUUGCGUUGUGCGUCUUCAAGCGAAAUCGUCACUGAUGCCAAUGUCCAACGCGUCACAUCCUUAUGAGCCAGAACUAAAAUCAUGGAAAGUAGUAACAAAAACUAAGCAAAAAAGCAAACAACACAAACUGAAGCGUCGCAGUGGAAAUUCAAAGAAAAAAUAUCCCAAAAUAAAACAGAAAUUCAAAAUAGCCAAGAAAUGGAAGGCCAUGCAUUAUUUAUUGUGGGUGCUCGCAACACAUUUAUACAAGUGGAUUGACUUCCUCUCUUUUGUUGAAUAACAUUGAAAUACCUUAUUACAUGUUCAGACUGUUUGUUCCCUUCCUAUUUGUAGACAUGUUUUCCGUGAUCUUCCUUUCUUUGUUAAGUUUUUCGUCCG